CAUCUCUACCUGAUCCUCUCCUUCUUCUUCUCUUCUACUUCCUCUUCUCUUCUAAUCCACAAUGGCCUCCCUCGAAGACGCUAUCCCCCUCGAAAUCAUCGACCCCACAAACAUCCUCCUCCGUCGCCUCGAGUCAUGGCGCCAUGUAACCUCCAUGCUCGAGGACUACGUCGAGGCCCACCGCGUCCUCUACCACAACCAGGCCCGCGACUACGAGAAGAUCUCAAAGGCCGUCCUCGAAGCUCCUCACUUUGACGCCGUCGAGACCCCCGCCGAUCUCUCCUCCACCGCCUCCAUCGCCCCCUCCGAACCCGCCGCUCCCGCCCUCUCCACCGCCCCCACCGCGGCCACCACCACCGCAACAAACCCCGCCACCCGCGAAGGCAUCUCCGGCGGCUUCUUCACUCUCCGUGAGAAGUCCGAGGCCCUCAUCAACGCCGCAAACGAGGCCGAGCACAACAUCAAGAGCUCUGUCGUCCCCCACGUCGAGCGUCUCUCCCACGACGUCAAGGAGCACAUCAAAGGUCUCAAGUCCACCGGCCUCAAGGGCGUCAAGGAGGUCGAGCGCGCCCGCGGCCUCACUCAGAAGCAGAUCGAGGCCCUUGGCCAGUACUCGUCCUCGUUCGGAGUCUUCUCUGGCAAGGCUGAGCCCCUGAAAGAUCCCUACGUCAUCAACCGUGCUAUACUCAUGCACCUCGAGAGCCAGAUCUCAAAAGAGAACGCCCAGACCGACUCGCUGCUCACCAUCCAGAAGGACUUCAAGACCUUCGAGGCCCACGUCGUCAGCGGCAUCCGCCAGGCCUUCACCCUCAUGGAUCAGGUCCAGAACACGUUCUGGGACUUCCAGCGCCAGGCCUACGGCGCAAUCACGCAGUCCUUCCUCGCCAUCCCCGACGAUCUCGAGUGGAACCAGUUCUGCACCGCAAACAAGGACGUCCUCGCCGACGAGUCCGUCCCGAAGCGCUCGAUCGACCGCGUGCGCUACGCAAACAUGAACCACGAGUCCACCAUCCCUCUCAUCGAGGGCGUUCUCCAGCGCAAGGGCACAAUGACCCUUUCCAAAGCCUACAACUCGGCAUACUACGUCAUCACCCCGUCAAAGUACAUGCACCAGUUCGCCUCCAAGGAUUACAACCAGAGCACAGAGCCCGAAUGGUCGCUCUACCUGCCCGACGCAAACGUCGGCGCCCCCUACGCACAAGAGACCGGAAAGAACAAGUUCAAGAUCACCGGUCGCGACGCGCUCGGUACCAUCACCCGCAAGCACACUUUCGAGUUCAAGACCUCGACCUACGACGACCUGCAAAAAUGGUGGCAGAUCAUCCACGAGGUCGCUACCUCCGGCAACACCCCUCUUUCUCCCAGAGGAACAAUGAGCUCGACCGCGAGCUCCGUCGCGCCUCCUACCGCCGCCAGCGUCUUCUCCGCCGCCCCCGCUUCCGAGGUCGCCGCAUCUGAGGCCCCUGCGUCUGCCAUCCCUGUCGCCGGCACCCCUCUUGCUCCCUCGACUGUUGCCCCUGCGGCCUCCACCGUCGCUGCCGCUUCCCCUACCGAGGUCGCGGCCGCCGAGUCGCCCGUCAGCGAAAUUUCCGAGUCCGCCGCCCCGCCAACCGAGGUCGCGACGGCGAUCCCCACCGAGCCUGUCGCUACGCCUGCGCAUGAAUACGUCGAUGCUCAAGACAUUGUCGAUAACGUUACCCCUGACGACUCGGUUUCCCAAGUCUGGAGGGCGUAGUUGCUUCUCUUUUUGUUUUUUUUGUCAGUUUUUGUUAAUUCUUCGAUGUCUCUAUUCACGAGCCAACGCUGUAAUAUUAUCUAAUGGUUUUGAUUUUUUUGUUUCAUCUGUCUUAAUACGGUCAAUUAAUGAUCUUGUAACAUUCCUCUAUUAGUUUAGUAAUAUUAUAGUACACAACCACAACCAGCA
Myxozyma melibiosi is the source of this 1924-nucleotide messenger RNA. RefSeq lists its product as uncharacterized. Lineage: Eukaryota; Fungi; Ascomycota; Lipomycetes; Lipomycetales; Lipomycetaceae. The coding region runs from base 62 to 1735 and encodes 557 amino acids. The transcript has a single exon. The record is from RefSeq and is a predicted model, not a curated record.